AGAGAAAAUAAAGAAAGAACCAUGGAGGAGUAGACCCUUGUUUCACAGAGUGUUUGGCUAGCUGGUUACGUAAAGCUGAUGGUGUGGAGACUCCAACAAUAGAUACACUGAUAGCUGCUCUUAGAGGAAUAGGAGAGAAUGCUGUAGCUGAUGGUAUUGACACAGAAAAACAAAAUCUAUUUAUUGCUAUGUCAAGAAGUGACGUUUCAUUAGCCACACCCCAAACACUGCCUACAACUGAAAGUGUUCGUAAACUUGAGCGCAUAGUUGAUCAAGUUGAUGAUUUGCAAGACACUGCUAAUGAAUUACAUGGAAAAUAUGUUUCGCUUGCUCUUGCAGUGAGAAAGUCACUUGAAAGUCAUUCCAUUGAUGUAGAAGAUGCAAAGUUUUUGAUAAAGGAAUGUUUAAAGAGAAAAGCUAGUGUUGUUCCUGAAUUAAUGCCCUGCAUUGAUAUUCUCAAGAAGGUCAAUGAUUUUAAAAGCUUUUUUGAUUUUCUAAGUGAUUAUGAUUUCAUUGGUUACCUCAAUUACAAGCUAUUGAAGAAACUCAUUAUUGAAUUUGCUAAGAAUGAUGAUGAGAUUAACCGGCAUUUACUUGAAUAUGAAAAAGAAUAUGCUAAAUUGUUGAGUGCAGCUUCCUUUAAUGAUUUGAUACCUUUAUUUGAAAAACAAUCUGAUCUAUCUCCUACUGCUCCUCUUGGCUUACCUUACAUUUCUUUUCGUCUUGAGAAGCCUUGGUUACUCACUUGUGUUUAUACAUGGGUAUCGACCUUUGGUGAAUUCUCAUGGUCAUCUGAUGCGAUUCUAAAACAAUUAAGGAAGAACUGUAUUAUCAUCACUUAUGCUAUACUGCCAUGUGUUCUUGAUGAUGUCAUGAGAGAUCUCAAGGAUCUAGUGAUAUUGAAAAAGCUAGAGGACAAUGAUAUUAGAGUAGUUGAAUUACCACAAGAAGAGGGAGAUUGAAUCCACUGCCGCUAAAAUAGAACCAAAGGUUGAUGCUUCUUCAAUCAUGCAGACCACAUCAUUGGAGGGAAAAAUUUCCACCACAAGCACUACUU
Amphimedon queenslandica is the source of this 1057-nucleotide messenger RNA. RefSeq lists its product as uncharacterized. Bases 189 to 962 code for a protein of 257 amino acids. Gene Ontology annotation, biological process: regulation of apoptotic process. The record is from RefSeq and is a predicted model, not a curated record. The transcript has 5 exons. Lineage: Eukaryota; Metazoa; Porifera; Demospongiae; Haplosclerida; Niphatidae. Gene Ontology annotation, molecular function: protein binding.